Molecule: messenger RNA, 1200 nt
Organism: Halichondria panicea
Lineage: Eukaryota; Metazoa; Porifera; Demospongiae; Suberitida; Halichondriidae
Product: syntaxin-1A-like
Exons: 9
Coding region: 145-1065 (306 amino acids)
Biological process (GO): vesicle fusion; intracellular protein transport; exocytosis
Cellular component (GO): plasma membrane; SNARE complex; endomembrane system
Molecular function (GO): SNAP receptor activity; SNARE binding
Source: RefSeq, a predicted model, not a curated record
ACUUGGGCAAGGUCAUGAACUAAAUGAGAUCAAAUUGUACUGAGGUGGUUGCAUGUAGUUUAUAUAGUGCAGUGUACAGAGUUAUAGUAUACCCUUUGUAUUUAGCAAUAGCUGUAAUAACUACUGACUGUUUGAAGUUUUAGGAUGGCUGUGGAAAUGAGAGACAGGCUGGGGCAGCUGAGGCAUGCUCAACAAUCAUCUGUUCGAGGUGAUGACUACGGUGUGGAGGAGACGGCGCUGGAAGGAAGCGAGUUCCUCGGAUCAUUCUUCCAAACUGUGGAAGACAUCACCCGCACCGUCAACAUGAUAACGUCGCACUCUGAGAAGAUCAAGCGCAACCACAAUGUCAUACUGGCCUCAGUGAGUAAUUCAGAUGCUAGGGAGAACACUGAUGAACUCAUGAACGAAGUCAAGAAGCUCUCACACAGGGUCCACAAUGGGCUCAAAAGCCUGAAACGGGAUGUAGACAAUGAGGAACAAGGCCCCAACAGGGACACAGCUGACUUCAGGAUCAAGAAAGCUCAGGUUGUCACUCUGUCUCGAAAGUUCAAGGAUGUGAUGGAAGAGUACAAUCAGAUUCAAGAGGACUACAGAGAGAAAAACAAGGACAGGAUCCAGAGACAGCUCAAAUACACUGGUAAGAGAGUGACUGAUGAUGAGGUGGAGGAGAUGCUUGAGUCGGAGAACCUCAACCUCUUCACACAGGAUAUACUGAUAGACACAGCUCAGAAAAGACAGGCCCUAGGAGAGAUUGAGGCCAGGCAUCAUGAGAUCUUGCAGCUGGAGGAGAAUAUCAAGGAACUGCACGAGAUGUUCUAUGACAUGGCUCUGCUGGUGGAAGAGCAGGGAGAGAUAAUCAAUCGCAUUGAGUUCAAUGUGGAGAAUGCUUCCGUGUAUGUGCAUCAAGGAGGAGUGCAAGUUAGACAGGCUGUCACUUACCACGAGAAAAACACUCGGCUCAAGUGGAUCAUCUGUUGUGUGGUGACGUCGGUUAUUGUAUUUCUCGUCAUCCUCAUCGCUAUAAUUGUGAUCGGUGUCCUCUGUCAGGGUGGGAUGUGCAGCUGAUUGCUGAUUCUCACCUGCAAACAUUUUUAUUAUAGACACAUUUAGUAGACUUGUCAUACUAUUAUAUCAAUACAGAAUGUUCGUUUUAGUGUGCACAUGUUCACUUUUGCUCAAUACUUUGUUAUUAUACUGUCA